Molecule: messenger RNA, 1165 nt
Organism: Brassica napus (rape)
Lineage: Eukaryota; Viridiplantae; Streptophyta; Magnoliopsida; Brassicales; Brassicaceae
Product: zinc finger CCCH domain-containing protein 28
Exons: 3
Coding region: 184-975 (263 amino acids)
Molecular function (GO): mRNA binding; metal ion binding
Source: RefSeq, a predicted model, not a curated record
GAAAAAGAAAAAAGAAUACAUGUGGAGAAGGUUUGCCAGACCAUAUUGACAGAGAGAUGGCUUUGAACAGAUCAAACUAAGAAGCUCUGAAUCUCAUCAUACUCUCAAUGCUCAUGAGCUUCUAGUUAAAAAUCGAUACUUUGAGCUCCCCUGUUACUAGUUUAGGGUUUCUUGGUCGACGUGAUGAGUCAUCGCCGAGAUUCCACCACCGAUGCAGUCCACGUCAUACCCACCAACGACCCUCCUCCGGAGAAUCCGUUUCCCAGUCCCGUAUGGGCCGCCACUGAGGAUGAUUACAGCCGUCUCUCUGCGGCCAACAACGACGACACAGAGUCGCCCUGCAAGAAGUCACGCGGCCCUCCCUCUCCCUCCUCCUCCUCCUCCGAGAUCGGGAAAGCCUUCUUCAAGACGAAGCUCUGCUGCAACUUCCGCGCAGGAAGCUGUCCGUACGUCGCGAGCACUUGCCAUUUCGCUCACAGCGCGGAGGAGCUCCGCCGUCCGACGUCUGCGUACAAGGGAAGGCAUUGCAAGAAGUUUUACAGCGGAGAAGGGUGUCCUUACGGAGAGAGCUGUACGUUUCUACACGACGAGGCUUCGAGAAACAGAGAGAGCUUCGCCGUUAGUUUAGGCCAUCGUGGUGGAGGCAAUGUUAUUGCUGCUGCUGCUUCUCCGAAUUGGAAGACAAGGAUGUGCAACAAGUGGGAGAUGAGUGGGUAUUGUCCUUUCGGUACUAACUGCCGUUUUGCUCAUGGAGCUUCUGAGUUGCAUAGAUUUGGUGGGGGACUUGUGGAAGAAGAAGAAGGUAAGAUCGGAACAUCUUCCACUCUUGAUACAAAGAAGACAGGACAAUAUAGUCUUGCUUCUCCUGGAGUCCCGUCCCAACGGGCAUCUAAUGGAGUCAGAGUUGUAAGGAAAUGGAAAGGACCGGAUAGAAUCAGCCGGGUUUAUGGUGAUUGGAUCGACGAUAUUGAAUAAAGUCUCUGCCUUUUACUACAGUCUGAUUAAAAAGAUCUUUUUUAGAGUUCUAACUAUGUGAUGUAUUAUUAGCGUUGUUGUAGAUUGUGACUUUAACAAGACAGAGCUCUUUUUUUUUGUUGUUGUAUCAUCUGAUUCUAUUAUGCCAAAUCCUAAUUCAGACCAAAACCGAAGUAAACCGGGGUUAUCA